This is a messenger RNA of Callorhinchus milii (elephant shark), 1413 nucleotides long. Its product is annotated as nuclear factor 7, brain-like. The record is from RefSeq and is a predicted model, not a curated record. The coding region runs from base 61 to 1308 and encodes 415 amino acids. The transcript is spliced from 5 exons. Lineage: Eukaryota; Metazoa; Chordata; Chondrichthyes; Chimaeriformes; Callorhinchidae. Gene Ontology annotation, molecular function: zinc ion binding; protein binding.
CGCCAACCCACUCAUACUGAAACCCAAUCAAGUUUCAAUGAGGAACCGCUGAGGAACAAAAUGGCUUCUAGACUCCAGGCUGAGAUCUGGACCGAGGAGAUCAUUUGCCCGGUUUGUCUGGAUUUCUUCACGGAUCCUGUUAGCCUGGACUGUGGUCACAACUUCUGUCGCUCCUGUGUGACACGGAGCUGCGAAAAUCAGGAGAAAAACUGCUGCUCUAUUUGUCAGGAGAGUUUUCCAGAAAAGAACCUGAGAGCCAGUUGGGCCUUGGCGAGUCUAGCAGAGAAAGCUCGAAAAUUUACCCUGACCCCGACACAAAUGGAAAAUAAAAUUCACUGUGAGAAACACCGAGAGGAAAUGAAGCUGUUUUGUGAAUCUGACAAGAAAUUGCUGUGUGUAGUUUGCAGUCAUGGGCAGGAACACAGAGGUCACAGCCUCCUGCCCAUUGAGGAAGCUGUUGAAAUCUACAAGGAUCAAGUGAAAUCCUCCUUAGCUUCUCUCACACAGAGGAAGCAAACUGCUCUACAAGCUGAAGCCAAACAGAGAGAAAAGAUUUCACAACUGCAGGGAGACAGGAGCUGGAGAGACAGCUGCUUGCCAGACCAACGGUACAGAGCUGGAGUUAUCUUUGCUAAAAUGCAUACCCAGGUCAGUGACGAGGGGUUUGAUCUGUCAGUAUGUGAGGCUGAGCUGCCUGUGGGGAUAUACAAAGGGCUUAUACAGUACACAGCCUGGAGACACAUGAUACACGGCAUCAGCCCAGCUCCGGCCUCUCUGACUCUGGAUUCUGACACAGCUCAUCCAUACCUCAUCCUGUCUGAGAACCUGAGCAGCGUGAGACUCGGAGACACACGGCAGCAGCUCCCUACCACCCCGAAGAGGUUUGAUACCUGUCCCUGUGUCCUGGGGUCUGAGGGCUUCACAUCAGGGAGACAUUACUGGGAGGCGCAGGUGGCCGACAAAACACAGUGGACUGUGGGAUUGGCCAGAGAGUCUGUCAACAGGAAAGGAGAUAUCACGUACACACCAGAGAACGGAUACUGGGUUUUGUGGCUGAGAAACGGGAAUAAAUAUAAAGCUCUGACCUCAAUUCCUACCUCCCUGCCUCUGACAGAGAGACCCGGGAAGCUGGGAGUGUUCCUGGACUAUGAGGGGGGACAGGUGACAUUUUACAACGCUGAUAACAUGUCUCAUCUCCACACUUUCACCCAGACUUUCACUGAGAAACUUUACCCUCUCUUCAGUCCCGGUUUGAAUGACGGCGGCAGAAACUGUGACCCUCUGAGGAUCUGCCGGGUGACAGAUUAAUGAGGAGGAGACCCUCAGCCAUGACCUGUGUUUGGCUUUGAUGGCCACUAGGCUGAACCUUUUAUAAUCUGUGUCGUUACACAAUAAUGUUUGUAGUUUAUAUUA